AUGAAGUGCGAGUUUCCGCCCCAGGACUGCGCACGCUCCAUCUUCUACAUCAACUACUAUCCAGUCGAUUACCACCACAUCCACUACGACUGCUCCUACUGCUCCUACAACGACUACUACGAGUAUUACUACUACUACCACCUCGUCUACCGCCAGCGCUCCAUCUUCAACGUCAACUUCAAUCCAGUCAACUACUACCACAUCCACUACGACUACGACUUCUGCUCCUGCUACUACUAUCACCCCCACCUCUGUGACGUCUUCUGCUACACCUUCUGCAACUUCGACCACUCCCACUACGCCGACCAUCAAGCCCCAGCGGACUCACGGAUCCUCGUUGCCGAUUCCAGUGAGGAUGGAAACCCGGAUGGCAUGACAGUGGAGAAGUGUGUAGCGCUUGCGAAGGAUGGUGCUUGGAGAUAUGCAGGUGUCGAAUUCGGGAGUCAAUGCUUUGUCGGGAAUACAUUACAUGGUCCCGAUCAAUUUCCAGACAGUGACUGCAACAUAGUUUGUGCUGGCGACCCUAGCGAGCUUUGCGGCGAUGCUGGUCGUAUUCAGGUAUAUGAGGACUCAACAUGGAGUAGUCCGACUCUUCAAGAGCUUGUGGAUGCGGUGCGGCAGUACAAUGCCACCGUGGAAGAAGCGCGCUCCGCAAUUGUUGCCUAUCAGAGUCAUAUGAAGGAUUUGGAAGAUUUCCUUUCGUCCGCUUCCAUUGUCAAACGAUCUGGUUCACUCGAGUCGUUCAGAAUGGAGAUUCUGAAUGACGACACUGUUCUGAAGCAGGUACAGGCUGUUGAGCAGAAUGUCAGAAAGAACACACAGGAAGUAAUUACAAAGGGCAGGGAACUUGAUACCAUCAGCGAGGAUAAUCCAAGUGUUCCGACUAACAUUUUUAUUACAUGGAAUGGCACAGAUGGGCUGGGAUCACAAAUUAGCCAAGUUCGAGAAACCUUGCAACGCAACGCCGACGAACUCCAGAUAGCAAUCGACACAAAUACCAGUCCGCAAAUUGAUGCCGCUGCCAGUGUAGCAGAAGCAGACUCGGCGCUUAAGCUCAUUGGACUCACUGUCAUCGGCGGGCUAUGGUUAGGAAGUGGCUUUUUGUAUGCGUUGGCAGAGAUCAUACAUUUCUUUGGUGGCGACACUUCCCCCGAGCCUGCUACUACCACAACAACCAUAGGGACAACAAGUUUACCUACAGGAUCAGCAACCACCACAACCUCUACUACGACGUGCACUGCCACAGCGACGACGACCCCGGUCGGAAUCAUCACAAAGCAGGGAACAAGCCUCGUUGAAUUCAACGAACUCGUCGCCAGUCUGCCGCAGGACUCCGGCAGCGUCCAGCUCACAAAUUCAUGGCAGCCUAACUUUUUAUACCUAGGUGAAAUGGACGAAUGCACCACCGGAACCCUCAAUAACAACCCAUUGGUUGAGUUGUGGGCUAUCGCGUCGGACUCUCCACCUCUAUUCGUUAUAAACCAAAAUGGCAUUCCUGAUUGCCAGGCAUAG
Molecule: messenger RNA, 1512 nt
Organism: Penicillium canariense
Lineage: Eukaryota; Fungi; Ascomycota; Eurotiomycetes; Eurotiales; Aspergillaceae
Product: WSC domain-containing protein
Exons: 10
Coding region: 1-1512 (503 amino acids)
Cellular component (GO): plasma membrane
Source: RefSeq, a predicted model, not a curated record